CGGUUUCCCAGGCAUGCAAAUACAAAAAGUUUUAAUUGUUGGGUGAAUAGACUCAAAAUAGGCUUUUCUUUUUGCAACGUAGUCAUGCAGCAUGUACUGCUGCUGCAGGUGUGCCUCUUGAUUCUUGGCCUGGCUUGGGCCACGCCGGGUACAAAGUUCCUGAUGAUGUUUCCUCCUCAUUAUGGCCCAACAUUAAAUCUCACCCAUCAAGUGACCGUCACAGCCACUGGAUAUUGGACCUCAGUCACUGUACAGGUUCUGGAAAGCAGCUUCAUGCAACAAAUCUUGCUCUCUGCAAGACAAUCAAAGACUAUUCACCUCCUGCCACCUGUGGGAAUGAUCAGCGAUCACUCCUCCCACCUCCUCAGUGUGACGUCUGCAUGGCCAGUAACAGUCAUUGCCUCAUUCUGUACCCCCUCUGGAUGUGACCACAGUCUUCUUCAUGAUGUGUAUUCCUGGGGGACACACUACUACCCCAUCACUCCUCACUUCCCCAAUGAGAAUGCUGUUAGCCAAAUGGUGAUCACAAGCUCAGACCAUGAGACAUCAGUUGAGAUCUUCCUCUCGGGGGAAGUGCUCUUCAAAAGCAAUGUGCACCCCAGAGGAAGUGUCCUAAAGUUGCAUUUAGGUGCACUGCAGAGUGUUUACAUCCAGAGUAACUCCAGCCUCUCUGGCUCAGAGUUAAACUCCCAGAAAGCUGUAGGUGUUGUGGUUGGUUUUACCUGCUUUAAAGACACAUUGGGGCAUUGCCUGUAUGGCUUUGCUGAACUGAAACCUGUGUCUCACUGGAGUUUUGAUUACAUUGUGCCACCUUUGCUAAACACAGGAAUGAACUACAGUCUCCUGUUGGCAAUGGCAGCUUUCAACUCUCCACUUGAUGUCACCACCAGCACCAGGCAAACCAACCUGUAUCUUGUUGGUGGUGAUAUGACGGUCAUUCCAGUUGAUACAUCAGAUAAAAUCCAGAUUACGAGUGACAGCCCUCUUCAGCUUGUUUACUUCAGACAUUACAUCGAACAGCGUCCUUCAACUCUAACAGUCCUGUCAUCUGUUGAUGAUAUCUGCUGGACUGAUCAUAUGUUUGAUUCUGGUGAUAUCAGUGAGCUGCAAGAUAGCAGUUCCCACACACGACAUUUAAAGUCUGGGUUUAAAGUUUCCCACAAGCCAAACUUUAAUCAGCUUCCUGAAAAUGCAGAGUCCAGUUCUCUUCACACGGACACAGAUGUGGGACACUAUCUGAGUAUCAUGGACAGACAGCUUUACCCAGCCGCGUGUGAGACUGCUGCUGCUCCUUGUGCAGAGGUGCACUGUGGUUCCAAACAGGAGUGCUUAAUGGAAGAUGGAAAACCAGUCUGUUCUUUGCAAACUAAAAUAUGCUCAGCAUGGGAGGACUCUUAUUAUCGCACCUUUAAUGGAAGAGAUUUUGUCCUACAGGGAAACUGUAACUACACUUUAGUUCAGACCACCUGUCCAGGCUUAAAUGCUUCUAUUCCACUUCAGAUUAAUAUAGCUCGAGCAUAUUUGAACAGUGCAACUGAUUCCACCAUCCACUCAGUGCAGAUAAGAAUCCAGGGCUUUAAUAUCUCCAUGGUUAAAGGAGACAAAAAUCAUGUCAGGAUUAACGGACAGAAGAGGAACCUGCCCCUUCUCCUGGGAGAUGGAUCCCUUUACUUUCAUCCAAGUGGUUCCAGUGUUGUGUUAGAAACCACCUUUGGCCUGACUUUAUAUUAUGACUGGAGACACCAUGUCCAGGUUGAAGUUGGCACAGAGCUGUAUGGGAAACUGUGUGGUUUGUGUGGAAAUGCUAAUCACACUGAUGGGGACCAAACUGUGGAUUUAACCCUCCCGUGGGUGGUGAACGGUGACACUGGCUCGUGCAUUGAGGAUUGUGGUGGUGAUGGUGCCUCAUGUCCAGUGUGCACUCAAAGCCGAACCAAAUCUUUUCCUGGCACUAAAGGCAACUCGUUCAUGACAGGGUGCACGCUGCUGCAGUGGAUGGAUGGACCUUUUGCCAGUUGUCACUCUUCUAUUGAUCCUGAGCCAUUUGUUCGUAGUUGUGAGAACAACCUGUGUAUCACUAAUGCUGCCACUUCAGUGUGCAAGAUCUAUACAGACUAUGCCACCACGUGCCAGAGGCUUGGGGCAAGGGUCCAUAACUGGAGGACCAUGGCAGAGUGCUGUGAGUUUUAUCAAGACUUUUUGUGCUCAUACUAUCUCCCCAAAGAGAAAUUCUGGGUAGAUGAACAGUGCCAGGAGGAAUGUGUCUGCCAGCCGAACUCCAAAACCGUGACGUGUGCACAGUCUCAGUGCCGGGACGCCACAAUGUGCGAAGUUCUGAAUGGAGUCCUGGACUGUCACAUGGACAGGCCUGGCUGCGUUCAUGAUGGUGUUUACCAUGAAGUCUAUGAAGACUUCUACCCUGAUGAGUCCUGUCAGAGUCACUGUGUCUGUGUCGGCCACGACAUCGUGCAGUGCACCAACAGAUGUCCAAAGGGAACGGAAUAUGACAAACACAGCCCUGAUGGAAGCCCAGCCAGUGAUGUUUCCAUAUUUGCAUCAUCCUGGAUGCUCUCACCAUCUGGAACAAACUGCUCUCAAGAGUGUGAGCUGUGUUCUGUGUGCAACUCUAGCAUGGCAACCGAAUUUGCCUCUGAUAACUUCUGCGGCGUGCUGCUGGCUUCUGCAGGAUCAUUUAGUGGAUGUCACUCCACUGUGGACCCAAAGCCAUUCUUUAAGAACUGUAUUGGAGAGAGAUUGUGGGCUGAGGGAUGCUCUGAGCACUGUCACUGCUCUGCCACCGCCACCAUGUUCUGUGAGCCUGCCUCAUGCCCUGAGGGAGAAAGCUGCACCCUUAACAAUACUUGGGGCUGUGCAGGGAAAGCUAAAAGUGAUGAUAAAAUAUGUACAAAUGAAGCUACUUGUGGAGGCCAGAGCCAACCUGUGCAAACUCAGUGUUUGGUACUGGGAGGUGCUCACUAUUACACUUUUGAUGGAAAGAUGUUUGAAUUUCAAGGAAACUGUACCUACACUCUGAUGCAAGUUAUGAAUGACACCACUGGCAAGGAUGCAUUUUGGGUCGGCAUACAAAAAGACAGAACCCCGAAUGACGCCUCCUCUAUUAAAGCUAUUCAUGUCAAAGUUGCUAAACACAGUGUUGUAAUCUACAGAGGGGAAAGAGGCCAUGUUUGGAUCAAUGGAGAGAAAAAACUAUUACCCUUGAAUCUACAGUUUGGAUCCAUAAACAUUGCCCAGAGUGGUUUCUUUGUUGUUGUGGAUACAAGUCUGGGCAUUCAAGUUAAGUAUGACUGCUCUCAUUUUGCCACUAUCUUCCUCCCUAAUACCACCGCAGUCAAUGGUUUGUGUGGGAAUAAUAAUGGCAUUGAAGAGGAUGAUCUCAGGAGCCCUCAGGGUAAGGCUGUGGAUGCUACCACCUUUGGCUGGCACUGGAGAGUUCCUGAUCAGGAAGCCUGGUGUACAGCAGACUGUGGAGAUGCUUGUCCACGGUGCUCUGCUGAACAGCUGCAGGAGAAAAAUGUAGCAAGGCAGUGGAUCUCUUUCCAUGAAUACAUUUGGUCCCCACAAAAUCCAUUCUACCUGUGCAGAGACAUUGUUAACUACACCAAGAUCUCCACAGCCGUGAGCAUAUUUGACCUGUGCUCUAGUGAUGACCCUCAAAAGACCCUGUGCCACAUCUUCGAGGCAUAUGCUGCAGCCUGCCAAAAUGCCCAUAUUGAGGUCGGGGAGUGGAGGAAAAGCACCAACUGCUCGAUAUCAUGCCCUCUGAAUAGUCAUUUUGAGUCCUGUGGCACAGCCUGCCCCGCCACCUGUGAAGCCCGUCUAAAUUCAAACCUCUGCACCCUGGCCUGUGUAGAGACCUGCCAGUGUGACUCAGGAUUCGUCCUGGAUGGUGACAUCUGUGUCCCGUUGUCCCAGUGUGGCUGCAAUCACAAUGGCUACCAUUACCACAGAAACCAGACCUUUUGGGCUGAUGAGAGAUGCACUGAAAAAUGUUUCUGUGACCCCCACACCCACCAGACACAGUGCCAUGUGGAUUCUUGUGGCCCUGAUGAAUCCUGCACUCUUGAAAAUGGAGUCAGAAGCUGCAUAUUUCACCCGCAGCAGACAUGCAUUUACAGCGGUCAUCACAUACUGACCUUUGACCAGCAUGACUAUGAUUUGCAUGGCACCUGUCAGUACCAGGUACUUGGCAUGUGUGGAAACAAGCAGGGUCUACAUGCCGUUCAGGUUCAUGUGCAGACAGAUGGACACCUGGAGUCAGCACUUCAUGUUCUGGUCAAUGUGAGCGGUGUACUUGUAGCGCUAAACAGCAAAAACAUGGAGAGCUUAGAGGUUGAUGGUGUCAUAAAGAACAUGCCCUAUCACCUGGGCCCUACUGCACUGGCUUUCUCUCUGGGGAUGCACACUUACAUCUACACAGAUGUGGGCUUUGAAUUCAGCCUCAGCACAGAAGGCGUAGUUAACAUUCAACUGUCCAGUAGAUAUGCUAAUGCUGUGUGUGGCCUGUGUGGUAACUUCAACUCUGAUCCUGCUGAUGAUCUCACAGCAAGUGGUGCAGAAGAGCAUCUCAGUCAUGAGCAUUUUGGAAGAGCUUGGAGGAGUGGGCAGAAUCCCUGGUGUGUGGACGACUGUCUGGGAGGAAGUUGUCCAAAAUGUUCAACUGAGCGUCUGGCCCACUUCUCUGACCCAGAGGCUUGCGGGAAGAUUCUGGAAGUUAAUGGACCAUUUAGACAUUGUCAUGGCAAAGUGAACCCCUCCAUCUUUUACAAGCGCUGUGUCAGUGACCUGUGUCUUCACGGAGGUCUCCAGCCUGCACUGUGUCACUCCUUGGCAGUGUAUACUUCUGUCUGCCUCUCCCACAGAGCUACAGUUUAUGCCUGGAGGAGUCCUGGAUUCUGCAACUCUCCCUGUCUCUCCAGCAGCAGUUACAACAUGAGUUCUGCCUCUGUUCACCUCUGCCUCGGCUUGCAGAAUAACACGGUAGAGAUGCCUCUGAACACGGGGGAGAAUUGCCUCUGUGAAGCAGGUUUAGUUCACAGUGGCAGCCAGUGCGUCUCUGCAGAAAACUGUGGCUGCUUUCACCAGGGAGAAUAUCUCCAGGCAGGACAGGAGGUGUCAACAUGCGAAAAAAUCUGUCGAUGCAAUGCUGGGGGACGCAUGACUUGUCGUAAUACUUUUUGUGGGAAGGAUGAGGAGUGUAAGCUUCUUCGGGGCGUUCAAGGUUGCUACCCCAAACCCAAACUGGCACGCUGCUCUGUUGAUGGGUCCCAAUACACCACGUUUGAUGGACGGGCAUUUGAAUUUCAUGGUUCAUGUAACUACACCCUGGUGCAGACGUGUGCUCUCAAGAAGCUGGAUGUGAAGCCGGUUUUCAUAGCUGCGCUGCAAAACCAUAGCAAGGGAAGGCAAAUCUCCUUGCAAGUCAAUAAAAUGUAUUUUGAGAUAUCAGCAGCUUUUCCUGGAAAUAUUCUGGUAAAUGGAGUCAAUGAGAACCUGCCGUUCUCCCAAAGCAAUUUCACCGUGCACCAAAAAAAUGGAUGGAUAACCAUGAAGAUACCUCAGUCAGUUGAACUGAUUUCAGACCUUAAAAACCACAUUCUGGUCAAGAUCCCAAACAUUUACCACCAGACAACUUGUGGCCUUUGUGGAAACUAUAAUGACAAUCCCUCAGAUGACCUGCAGCUGCCUGAUGGAUCUGUGAUCUUUGAACCUGAGGUGUUUGGGCCCUCUUGGAAGCUACUUGAUAAUAAGACAUCCUGCAGCAACGUAUGUGACGGCACCUGUCAGCGCUGUCGGUCACCUAUGCCAGAGUACACCUCUGACCUGUACUGCGGUCUUCUGACUCAUCCCAAGGGACCCUUCUCUUCUUGUCAACAUUUAGUGGGGCCACAGAAAUUCUACUCGCUCUGCAUGAAAAAUCUCUGCAUUUCACAGGGGCAACACUGGGCCCUGUGUGAUGCACUGUGGGACUAUGAGGCAGCCUGCAAAGAGGCUGGAGCGAUGGUUGACCUCUGGACAAACACAACAAGCUGUGCUCACCAAUGUCCUCAAUUCAGCCACUACAGUCAGUGUGCCAAUGUCUGCUCGUCACUGUGCCCUGAGAUAAGCCAGGCAGUUCAGUGCCCUGGAGACUGUGAGAAAGGUUGCCAGUGUAAUUUUGGACACCUUUAUGAUGGCAAUGCCUGUGUACCAGCAGAGCAGUGUGGAUGCAUACAGGACGGGAGGAGGUUUAAGGCUGCUGAGAGCAAACUGCUACAUAACUGUGCUGUUAACUGCACCUGUGGGCCUCCUCUAGUAUGUGAGCAGUACUCAUGUCCUCCACUGCACAAAUGUGUUGUUUCAAAUGGAGUCAUGGGUUGCCACAAAGAUGAACAAACCUCAGAUCCAUGUGAGGGAAAAUGUGAUGAAAAGGAGAAAUGUUACCUGAACAAUGGUGUUCCUGUUUGUGAGAGCCUUGGGGGUCUGUGUUGGACCUGGGGAGGCCAGAACUACCAUACCUUUGAUCGCCUAGACUACAACUUUCAGGGUACUUGCACAUAUCUGCUUGCAGCCAGCAAAGGGGGAGCGAGUGGGCAGACACCCUUUCGUGUGUCCAAGAAGAAUCUCUGCAACAGCAGUAGUGCUGCACCUUCUACAGAGGUGGUCACUGUACAAGCUUAUGGGUUCAACAUCAAGCUUGGUGGCAAAAAUGGAAGCGUAAAUGUAAAUGGCCAAGUGAAAUAUGUUCCUGUUAACCUGCUGCAGGGUAAGAUCCAAGUCUCUCACAAAGGUACAGCUCAGCUGAAGACUGACUUUGGCUUGCAUGUUGUCUUUGGUGGGAACUCCACUGUUGUGGUUACACUGAGCCCAUGCUACAAGGGCCAAGUCUAUGGUCUGUGUGGCAACUUUAACGGUGAUCAUCAAGAUGACAUGCCUGUAACCAUGCCUGGUUCCCCUCCUUCUAACUCAAAUGCUGAGUUUGCUCAGGCUUACCGGCUCUCCGAUGGAGACGACACCUGUUCCACUGGCUGUAAGCGGGAACCUAGAGUCACCAUCCCUGCAGAUUCUGUUUCUGAAGUUGCUGCUAGUAACAGGAGACUGUGUGAAGUGCUUAAGGAUAAGAGGGGUCCAAAGGCCUACUGUCAUAGUCUGAUUGCCCCUGAUUCCUUCUAUGAAAGCUGCUUAAGCAUCCUCAUGCAAAAUGGAACGUUGCAAGCUGCUCUUGACCAGGCAAUAUCUUCAUAUUCCAUCAUUUGUGAAGCAUCCAGUGAUGGCUACUACAGUGACAUAGUUGAUGUGCACUGUCCACCAAACAGUCAUUAUAAGACCUGUGGCACAGCCUGUCCUCCUUCCUGCGAGUAUAAUACCAUCGCCUGUACAAUGGCCUGUGUUAUGGGCUGCUUCUGUGACCCUGGGUUUAUCACGAGUCCGACUGGCUGCGUGCGUCCACAUCAGUGUGGCUGUACUGAGUCCACAGGCAAAUACCACAGCCUCAACUCAACUUACUGGACCCCAGACAACUGUGGUCAGCUCUGUACAUGUGGACCAGCUACUGGAGAGGUCCACUGCCAACCAGCCCACUGCCCGAGAGGAAUGGUCUGCAAGCAGCUACAUCGCAAGAAAAUGUGUCAGCCUGAGAAACCCAUGAACUGCACAAUGGUUACAGGGAUGCAUUUUACAAGCUUUGAUGGACAUCAUUUUGAUUACAGAGACAGUUGUUCAUACUCUUUGGUUCAAACUAAGUCUAAUGUGACAGAACUUACACCGUUCACCAUCACUAUCUCUGAUGCCAUUUGUCACAAAAGGCUUUUUAAUAGCCUCAACUUAAGUCUCUCUGUCUAUGAUUUGGAGGUUGUGGUGGGAAAGCAUGACCCAGGAAAGAUUUUUGUUGAUGGACUUCAUGAGCCCUUGCCAUACUCCCACCCCACAGGCCAUGUUAAUGCCUACCGCACACCUUCAUCACUUGUCAUUCACACCGAUGUGGGCCUACAGGUGGUCGUCUACAACUCCGGCACUCUUAUGGUUAUUCUUUCCAGGAGCUAUGCCUCAUCCGUCUCUGGUCUUUGUGCAAAUGCAAACUCUGACCCUAAAGAUGACCUGAUGAUGCCUGAUGAAGAGCAAGCCCAAAAUAUACUGGAGUUUGUCCACAGCUGGAGGUCUCGGGGAGCCGAGGCCUGCAGGGACGACUGUUUCUCCAGACUGAAGCAUUGUCCUGCUGAGACGCUGAAGCUGUUUGAAGGCAGCGAUUUCUGUGGGGUGUUGUUGAAUGAGCUUGGGCCCUUUGCAGACUGUUCCUCAGUUUUAAAUCCCAAGCAUUACUUUCACAGUUGUGUAGUAGAUGUCUGCUCUUAUAGCGCACACUACUCUGCACUCUGCAGCUCCAUUGCAUCUUAUGCAGCUGCCUGCCAAGCAGCUCGGCUACCAGUGAGGCAUUGGAGAAGUGACACUUUCUGUCGUAUGUCAUGCCCCAAAAACAGCCACUAUGAGCUGUGUGGACCUCGAUGCCCUGAUGGGUGCCAUGGACUGUCCUCUCCAGCAAACUGUAGCGGAGGUUGUGAGGAAGGAUGCCAGUGUGACCACGGCUACGUCUUGAGUGAUGGUCAGUGUGUGCUGGUUUCUGACUGCGAAUGCAUGCAUGAGGGACACCAUCACCCCGCUGGUUCCUUCGUGGAAAACUGCCAAAAGUGUAACUGUGAAAGAGGACUGCUCACCUGCGUUGCCAUCGAGGACUGUUUUGUAGAGAAGGGCCCUGCCUUGCAGUAUGGUGUGUGCCAAGUGUUUGCUGGUUUUGGCUACAUUACAUUCGAUGGUGUUAUUCUGCCUCACCAUGGAGCUUGCACAUAUCUAUUGUCAGCUGUCUCCUCUAAGGCUACUCCAGACUACACUCUUCUAAUAAGCUUCAAAAAUGAAAGCAGUGGAAACUUCACAAUCAGCAAACUAGUAUUUGAUAUGCUUUCUCUUGAGGUGUCUAUUGACCCUGAAACUCUAUGGAAAAUACAGGUUAAUAAAGAAGAGCGCAGCGUCCCUUUUGACAAUGGUGAACUUCAAACAUACCAAGAUGGCAACAGACUGAUUAUCAAAACGCGAUCCGGGUUGGAAAUGUCCUUGUCCUCUACGCAAUACCUCAGGUUAACUGUACCCCAGGUAUAUGAUGGCACAGCUUCAGGCCUCUGUGGGAACUUCAAUGGGGACGAGUAUGAUGACAUGGAACUGAGAAAUGGUCGUCUCACCAGCAGCUUUGCGGCGCUCUUGCACAGUUGGGCAGAGUUGGCUCCUGAAGGACACUGCACCGACACCUGUGGGAGAGAGUGUAAUGAGUGCAGCCCGUCCCCACAUGACAGCAAUGUCUGCGAUGUCCUGUUGAUCAUUGGUGUUGAAUUCAGCCAAUGCUUGAACAGCAGUGUUGACUGGGAGAUUUACACGCAAAUGUGCAUAAGGGCAGUUUGUGCUGGGGCAGGAGACAGGGCCUUAUGUCUCACACUGGAAGCACUUUUUUCAGCCUGUCAAGCUGAAGGAAUACCAGUAGGACCAUGGAGAGAGAAUACUCCAUGUACUCUUGACUGUCCUGACCGCAGUAGCCCAAGUGUCUGUGUUGAGGCCAGUUCCAGUUCAUGCCCUGCUUUGCUCCAGCCUGGUUUUCCAGCAACCAGCUGUUCAGAAGGCUGCCAGUGCCAUCACCAUAAUGUGUUUGAUGGGGGAAAGUGUGUGCCUUACAGUCAGUGUGGGUGUCUUCUUGGUGAUAGAUAUAUAGAGGCUGAUGAGCUCCUCUACACAGAGGACUGCACCCAGAUAUGUAGGUGUCACCCUCUCAGUGGGGUGCUUUGUAAGGAUGCAGGCUGUGAUUCAGAGCAGCAAUGUACUCUGAGGAAUGGCUCUUGGAGCUGUCGGGAUAGACCUGAAGUUUGUGAGCUCAGGAACAGCCUCCAGGUGUCCACCCUCAGUAGUCAGCAGCUAAUCCUGGAGCCCAGCGUAGCUUACAGUCUGAUGUCUCUGUGCAAUGAAGCCAGUGCGCAGUGGUUCAGUGUGAUGUCCUACUAUGGACCUUGUAAUGGCAGCUCCAGAUCAGUCAGUGUGUUUCAAAUCCUCCUGCACGGAUCAUCAAUCACCAUUCAGGAUGGUACAGUAAAGGUGAAUGGACAGUUGGUGUCCCUCCCUCACAUUUUGCCAUUCGGGUUCUCUCUGAAAUCAGGAAUGAGCCAGGACAAGUCAGAGGUCACUGUGAUUCUGAGCAGAGAUGCUAGGAUGGAGAAAGAGCUGGACGUUGAGAUUGGUGUUACCAUGGUGACAAUAAAGGCUCCUCUUUGGUGCUCAGAAAAAUUGUGUGGUCUAUGUGGAAACUUGAACGACCUCCACGCUCUCAGUUCGGUCAGGUCAUGGGCCCUCUCUGACUUUCCAGGCUGUGGCUUCACCGGUUGAUUGCUGUCUGUUUUGAUUUUUCUGUUGAUAUGUAUUGUUUUAAAUACAAAACAAUUUAAACAACUCUGUAGUGGCUUCAUUGAAACUCUGGCUAUCUUGACUUUAUUGUACAUUUAUACAUUACACUGGAUGCUCUUAUCAGUGAGCCCAUAUACCUUUUGUAAUCAGGUCCUCUCCUGCCACUGUUGUUUAGGUUUAAACUAAUAAAAUAAUGAGGGCAAAUGUUAUCUUAAUCCACCAUGUGUACAGGAACUAACAGGAGUAGUAUUGCUAUGCCCAGAGGGUUCUGACCAGAUGAAUCUCAAUUAAACAUUUGAGGGUUAUUAAAGCCUUGUUUAAUUAAAAUCUAAUGUAAACUUUUUAGGGCUGGAUCAUAUUGACUUAAUACAAUUUUUGAUGCAACCUCUGCUAGAUUCUUGGGUGUCAUCCAAAACCAGCCGUUUCUUUUACAGCCCUAAUACAGCAAUUGAAAAGAUUAGGUUGUAAGGGAUCGUUUGGUUUCAUGCCAUGUUCCAAACAUUUUGCAAGAACGGAUGUUGGACAUAUCAUUUGUUUACAAGCAUAAGCUGGCAUAAAGGACAAAAGAUAAACCUGGGUGUAUCAUGUUUGUUUAGCAGGGCUUAUAUAUGCUUGACAUUUGUUUUUGAUAACUAAAAAUGUAGAUGACAAACACAAAAAAGAAGAGUAUUUUGCCAGCAAAGACCAAAAAAAUAGGGAAAUAAAUUGAUAUACUUUCAAAUGUUUCAAUGCCAGUAAUUUUUUUUUUUAACACUUUUUAAUGACAGUCAUCAGAGGUGAAUCAUUUCUACUGUACAUAUCUGAAAAAAUGAACUGCCCUUGCUAGAAAAAAGGCAUAGUCUAUGAAGAUGAUACAGAGUAUUCUGCAUCUUAAGACAUCCCCAUCUCUACCACUAUCAUUAAAUUAAUCUGAAGUGUCUGUCUCUUUAAUAUCUUAGAAGAUAUGUUGAGACUUCGCUCACCACAUUUCUGUUUUUCCUGAGAGGUAUUCCAUAAAGUGUUAAGCCUUCAAUGAGUCUCGCUCAUUUCAGUGAGAAUCACAGUGACUUAUGAGUCUCAGCUCAGUUACCAUGGUAACUUAGUCAUCAGAGCUAGCCUGCUCCGGGGCAGGAUAAAUGUCCAGCCUAGUCUAGCUGUGUAUCAAAGAAUGACUAAAAAA
Molecule: messenger RNA, 11590 nt
Organism: Labrus bergylta (ballan wrasse)
Lineage: Eukaryota; Metazoa; Chordata; Actinopteri; Labriformes; Labridae
Source: RefSeq, a predicted model, not a curated record